AUGGAAGAAGAUCAUUACCAUCAAGUAGAAGAUGAAGAAGAAGAUAUCAAGCCAAGCCAAGAGGGCAACAAGACAGACGAAGACACAUCUUCACCAAGACUAUUCCCCUGCCUAUUUUGUUCUCGAAAGUUCCAUAGCUCCCAGGCCUUAGGAGGCCACCAGAAUGCUCACAAGAAGGAGAGAACCGCUGCAAGAAGAGCCAAAAGAGCCUACGAUUUCGUCAACAGCAAUGACUUGCUUCACACGUUACCUGUUUUCUUAUCCUCUCCCUCUCCACACCACCUGACCAUCUUAAGCUACCCUUCUUCUUCUUCCUCCGUUGGCUACCUUCCAGCCGUUCAUCCCGACCAUCCGAUCUUUAGAUCAAACGGUGCUCAUGUCGUGUUGGCCACACCCCACCAAGGUAGAGAUUGCAAAGGAGGGUGUUAUAGUCAACAACGUGUUCAAAUUUUGGAUCAUCGCUAUAACGUGGUGAAUAAUGACAAGGGUCAAGAUCAGUGUCUUGAUCUCUCCCUGCAUUUGUGA
Molecule: messenger RNA, 525 nt
Organism: Microthlaspi erraticum
Lineage: Eukaryota; Viridiplantae; Streptophyta; Magnoliopsida; Brassicales; Brassicaceae
Source: the annotation of a GenBank genome assembly